AUGACAACGAAGAGAAGCGCAGAGAAGACUUCUCAGCACAUUUCCGGCGACCGCGCGCUCACGAUUGAAGAUAAUGCUGCAGACGCAGCUCGCACUGUCCAGGACGAGGAGAACGCAGAGUCGAACUUGCCUUCACCUCAAACUGCGGAACAAAAUCGGGGUGAAGCAUGGAACGUUCCGCGAUCCAAUAUCGGUCGUGUGGCCGCAUGUUUUUGGAGUCUCCUAAUGCUGGGCUUUUUCGACGCUGCUUACGGGGCCUUCCUUCCCUAUCUUCAGGAGUUCUACCAGGUCAGCUAUACGGUUGUCUCCAUAGUCUUUUUCGCACCUCUCGUCGGCUACGUGUUGUCGGGGACCCUUAACACCAGGCUUCACAACGCCGUCGGCCAGCGGGGCAUCGCUCUCCUGUGUGGCGGGAGCCACCUGGUUUCCGCCCUCAUAAACUGCCUGCAUCCCCCGUACCCAUUACUUGUCGUCUCUUUUAUGAUCGCAGGCCUGGGCAAUGGCCUCUCCGACUCGGCCUGGAACGCAUGGAUAGGCAACCUGCCGCGCGUGACCGAGUUGCUGGGUUUCUUGCAUGCCUGCUAUGGCGUGGGAGCAGUCAUCAGCCCCCUCAUCGCCACUGCCAUGAUCACGCGUUAUCAUCUGCCUUGGUAUACUUAUUACUACGUCAUGAUCGGGCUUAGUUCCUUGGAAAUGCUCGCUCUCACGACCUCAUUUUGGGCUUACACGGGAGCCUCUCAUCGGGCGAGAGCGGCCAAAUUAGGGGAAGGGCAACCCAAAGCCAGCAUGCGCCAAGUUCUGACCACAUUUCCCGAGGCCCGUUCGGCGUGGCUGUCGGCCUUGUUCGUGCUCGUCUAUGUUGGUGUCGAGUACGUCCUCAUCAGCCUGCUUCCAAAUCUGCUUCCCCACUCCCUGCUGCCAGAGCCUACACGAUAUUUGCUGAAUUUUAUUAUCAACAGAGUUUCUCUUGGCGGAUGGGUCGUCGAGUUCUUGCUGAGAGAACGCAAUGGUGCGCCUUUUGCCAGUGGCAUGGUGGCCACUGGCUACUGGCUUGGCAUCACAGCGGGCCGGGGCAUGCUCCCGUUUGUUACGAACUUGCUUGGUAUAAAACUUGCUAUCACGUGCUACCUCAUCCUGACCAUAGGCCUCGAACUAGUUUUCUGGCUGGUGCCGAGGUUCAUUGUCUCUGCUGUCGCUGUUGCGUUCCAGGGAUUUUUCAUCGGCCCCCUAUUUCCAACAGCAAUAACGGCUGUGACCAAGUUACUGCCAGAGCAUUUGCACGUGGUUGUGAUUGGCUUUGUGGCUGCGCUGGGCGGCUGCGGAGCUUCUGUACUGCCUUUUGCUAUAGGGGUUCUGGCGCAGCGGUUCGGAGUGACGGUUCUACAACCCGUAAUACUAGGUCUCCUCGGGCUGUCGUUGAUCAUCUGGUUAAGCCUGCCAAAGCUACCCGUACAGAACGCAGCACAUGGUAAAGGAGGAAAUCUUGUCUCCCCUUAG
Diaporthe citri is the source of this 1497-nucleotide messenger RNA. RefSeq lists its product as uncharacterized. Gene Ontology annotation, biological process: transmembrane transport. Lineage: Eukaryota; Fungi; Ascomycota; Sordariomycetes; Diaporthales; Diaporthaceae. The coding region runs from base 1 to 1497 and encodes 498 amino acids. Gene Ontology annotation, molecular function: transmembrane transporter activity. The record is from RefSeq and is a predicted model, not a curated record. The transcript has 5 exons. Gene Ontology annotation, cellular component: membrane.